UUGCCGCCAUAUAUAUAUAUAGGAAUCAAAAGCUAAACUAACACAAUUCUCCCUUUUCUGAUUUAAAUUUGACAAUCUUAGAGCAGGUUUAAUUUCAGGGUCCAAUACAGUCUCACCUAUGUUAAACAUAGAGAGAAACCAAGAUCCCUCUAUCUGUGUAUUGCAGAAUUUCCCUCCUUUCCAAAUUACAUAAUUCCCCUUUGUUUCUGGGUUGAUUAUCUGAAACUUGAGAACUUGGUGUAACACUGAAAUUCCUUAUUACAUAAUGCAGUUUUUUAUUAGGUCAUGCAAUGGGAUACAGCUUCUGAACAUGGAUCUUCGCGGUGCAACUGUGGAAACCCUGAAGCUUGUGGUAGCAGAGCGGGAAGGGAUUCCCGUGGAGGAGCAGUACUUGAUUCUCGACGGACAUAAACCUCUACGCGAUGGCACAUUACUCACAGACUAUGAUUAUGUAUUUGGUGGUCAGGCAACCAUAGAAGUUUUUCCGAGGAUUCGUGGUGGCAACACCAUGGUGGAACCACUACCGAUAUUCGUAGCACGUCAUGUUCAGAUGCUAAGUAGGGUUUUCGAGCUAAGUGGGGAUUUCCGGUCCUGGGAUGGCAGGAGAGUGCAACCAGUGCUCACCCCACUCGGUGUAAGGAUCCUCCGUGGCAUCAUGUCCUGCGUCCUGGCAGCACACCAAGCUGGCUUAGCAUACAAUGGUUCUCUCCAGAUUGGUCAUCUGGUGGUUUCAGGGUUCUCGAGGGGCGAGCACGGGCUCAUUGUGCCCGAGACGGCGGCCGUUCGCAUCAACGAUCAGAUGGCGGUGGAAUUGGAAAUAAGGGCAGUACCCCUGACACCGGAGGGUCAAAAGGCGGACUACUUCGCACUCGCUGCUAUACUAGGUCGUGUGUUCCGCAAAGGAUUUCCCCUACAUGUGGACACGAUACACGUGAAGCUGGGUAAUCUGGCGGCGCCAGGAGGCCCUGCUCCGGCGCCGGCGACUACGCAGCUGCUGCAAGCAUUCGUGGCCAUGGCCGAUCCGCAAGUCAUGGCGACCAUGUGGUGGAACCUCGCCAGGUUCGCAAACUCCCUGGGUCCGCCGCUGUGGCACUGGAAUGAUGGAGCUAACAUCUGGGAAAUGCGAUUGACGACUAAGGAGCGACUGGCUUUUGAGCAAGCCGUGGACAACGGAAGUUAUUGGUGGACAGAUACUGUCACGAGUAACCAGCAGUUCAGCAGACACAUCAACGGAAGGAAUAAUUACAGAUACUGGGCGGCUACAGAUCUGCUCCGCUUUGCAAGGAAUUGGUUCACACAUGCGCCGGAAGCACAAGGGAAUGAUGCUCUAAGAUUCGGGGAACAGGUGGCGCAGUUAUCAUCGGCUGCGAAACUGCCAGAUCUUGACUAUUAUUUUUCUUGCGGUUUUCAUGAGUUCAUGGCACAAGUUCUCGAGAAUCUUUAUAUAAGGGAACAUUCUUUGGGAGUGCGUUGGGACGACCUGACACGAGUCCUUGUUCCUCCAUCUUGAAGAAGAUCUACAAAAACAGAUCAAGUUUUUUCAAGCUUGACAUCUGCGGUGCUUGAUUGUGCACAGAUUCACUCGUACUUGAUUUCAUCUUAGGGCAACUUUAAUUUUUCUUUUUUAUUGUGUCACAUAGUACACAAACUUAUAUGAUUAAUUCACUUGGGGUGGUUUUGCUUCAAUACCCCUCCCUUUAAUACAAAGAGA
Messenger RNA from Panicum virgatum (switchgrass), 1711 nucleotides. RefSeq lists its product as uncharacterized. The record is from RefSeq and is a predicted model, not a curated record. NCBI's taxonomy places the organism in Eukaryota, Viridiplantae, Streptophyta, Magnoliopsida, Poales, Poaceae. Gene Ontology annotation, molecular function: protein binding. Bases 266 to 1510 code for a protein of 414 amino acids. The transcript has 4 exons.